GUGGAAGAAUUCAUGUGGUGUUCAGAAAAUUUCCGCAAAUUUGAGGCAGUAAUAUAGAAAAUAAAAACCUUAUAUUUGCUGUGUAUUGUACAGAUAAAACUGUGCGGCAAAUAGUUCUCUAUAUAAAACAUUUGUUUAACUCAAUUGGUGCUGUGUUUUGUGCAUAACUUUUGAAAUUAAAGUUAGCUUGGGAGUGGAGAUUUUUUUUCAACUGCAGUGAAAAAAUUAGAGAUAUCAAAAAUGAGUGAAUUUGCUGGAUCACAAUCCAAUUUAAACCAAUCACAAGCGUUUGCUGCUGCUUUACAACGAGCUAAGCAGAUUGCCGCAAAAAUACAACCAAAUACCGCCCAGGGUAGCGGAAGUGUACCUAGCGCUGGGCCCCCCGCUGGUCCACCAGCUAAUGUUGGAUUUAAGCGUUCUCAUGAAGACGGCGAUUCGGGUCCCGAAAUGAAACGCUUCACUAGUCCUACCAAUGACUACAAUAAUUCCAACGGCAGUAGCGUUGGUGGUGGUGGCGGAAGUAAUCCUGGCUCAACCAAUAUUUCGCAAGCAUUAGCACAAGCUACAGCAGUUGCGCAGCGUCUCGCGGCUACAGCUGGCACUACAGUAGAAGAGCAAAUACGUAUUCCAGAGUCGCUUGUAAACUCGGUGCUGGGACGUGGCAGUACAGAAACUAUAACUCAAAUUCAGGGUGAAUCUGGCUGCAAAGUACAACUAUCGCAAGAUCAAGAUCGAGUCGUAACACUACGUGGCUCACGUGAAACGGUAACGAAAGGACGUGAGCUUUUCCAGCAAUUGUCUAAUCGAAAUGGAGGGGGCAAUAUUGAAGUGGUUUUGACAAUUAAUAUGCCGCCGCCUGGCCCGACCGGUUUUCCUCCAUACCAAGAAAUUAUGAUACCUGGCACAAAAGUAGGCUUGGUAAUUGGCAAAGGCGGUGAUACUAUUAAACAGUUGCAAGAGAAGACCGGCGCUAAAAUGGUUAUCAUACAGGAUGGACCAAAUCAGGAAAUAAUUAAACCACUGCGCAUCUCAGGAGAUCCACAAAAGAUUGAACAUGCCAAGCAAGCAGUAUUAGAUUUAAUAGCGCAGAAAGAUUUGCAGGCAGCAGCACUCGCUGCACGCAAUAACGGUGGUAGUGUGCAAGGCAGUGGUGGUGGUAGUGGUGGCUAUAAUUUCGGCAACACAGGAGAACAGUGCGAAGUAUUUGUACCAAAAAUAGCCGUAGGUGUGGUAAUUGGGAAAGGCGGCGAUAUGAUUCGCAAAAUACAAACUGAAUGCGGCUGCAAGCUGCAAUUCAUACAAGGCAAGAAUGAUGAACCAGGCGAUAGAAGAUGCCUCAUACAAGGUACACGGCAGCAGGUUGAUGACGCUAAGCGUAUGAUUGACGGUCUUAUUGAGAAUAUGAUGCAACGACAACAACGCAACGCCAAUAGUAAUAACAAUAGUAAUGGCAAUAUGGAGGGCAACAAUUCCAAUUAUGGUUACGGCUAUGGCGUAAAUCACGCGCAACAGCCACCACGUGAAGAAAUCACAUUUAUGGUUCCUUCAUCGAAAUGCGGCAUCGUAAUCGGUCGUGGUGGUGAAACAAUAAAGCUAAUAAAUCAACAAUCCGGCGCUUAUUGUGAAAUGGAUCGCAACGCGGUCAAUCCACCAUCUGAAAAGUUAUUCAAAUGUAAGGGUACUUCGGAACAAGUAGAAGCAGCUCGCCAAAUGAUAGCCGAAAAGAUCAAUAUGGAGUUGCCAAUUAUAUCACGUAAGCCUAUUAGCGGCAAUAUUCCAGGCCAGCAUAACAACCAAGGUGGUUAUGGCCAAAAUCCAAUGCAAAAUGAUCCAAAUGCCGCUGCAGCUGCUUAUCAACAACAAUGGGGCGGUUAUGCUCAAGGUUGGGGCGAUCAAAGUCAGCAGCAACAAAUGAUGAUGGGUGGUGCCGCUAUGGGUCAAAAUGCACCGGCAGCUGGUGGUGGACAACAAGCAGAUUACUCAGCUCAGUGGAUCGAAUAUUACAAAUCAAUGGGCAUGAUGCGCGAAGCCGAAAUGAUAGAACAGCAAUUGAAAGCGAAACAGGGCGGUGGAAAUCCGGGUCAACCAAUGGGUGGUGCAGGUGGCAUGCCACAACAGCAACAGGCGCAACCACAACCGCAACAACAACCACAGCAGCAGCAGCCUCAACAACAACAAGCACAGCAAGGUGGCGGAACCGCAGAUUAUAGCGCCCAAUGGGCUGAAUACUACCGCAGUAUAGGGAAGAUUGCCGAAGCCGAAGCUAUUGAGAAGCAAAUGAAGCAGGGCCAGAAUGGACAGGCAAAUGCUGUUGGAGCUGCGAGUGCCAGUAACAACGCAGCAGCGGCCAACAAUAGCAGUAGCGGCAACAAUAGUGGUGCCGGGACUACUAAUAACCCCGCCGAUGGCGGCAACAAUGCGGCGUUACAAGGUAUGACACCUAGUCAAUAUGCACAGUAUUCGCAAUAUUAUGCUGCAGCUGCUGCCCAAGCAAGCCAGGCGGCAGGAGGCGCUGCACCCGGCUAUCCACAACAAGCGGCAUAUGGGGGCUAUGGCGCACCUGGAGGUGGAUAUCCAGGCGCGCCACAACCCAACAUGACGCCUGGUAACAUGGGUGGUGGCCCAAAUGCCGCCAAUCAAAACAAACAAAACAAAGGCGACAAGAAUUAAAGUUUUUUUAGUAUAAAUAUCGUAUAUGAGUGAAGACGAGUAGCAGAACAAGCGACCGUGUGUAGGUGUAGCAGAAGUACCGAUGUACAAUACGUUGGAAACGAAGCAGAUACAUUGGAGGUCACAAAUGUCUCAAUUACUUCUACUACUACUACUACUCCUUAUCACUCACAGUAUCUGUGAGAAUGUGUUGGCGUGUGCGAGAUGGGUUACAUUUAAUAUUUAAACAUAAAUUUCUAGUUUGUAAGCAUUAUUCAUAGGAGCAUCAGCACUAAAACGAAAGUAAAUGCUGCAAUAACGCGGUUAUAGAUCUUUAGCAAAUGAGAAAAAUAUGAGAUUUGAGUGCAUAAUUCAUAAUGAAAUACGACAAAUAAAAAACAAAAAACUUACAAGAGCCAAAUGCAAUUGGACGUAAUUAAAGUGGCGAACAAGUUAAAACUUUUAGCGCACCAACAACAGUAAUCAUUUCUGCGUUAUUACUUGUUAAAUUGUUGUUUUAGAUUAUGCAAAAUUACAAAACAAACGAACAACGCAUAACCAACUAAAAGUUUUUGAGUGUUUUCUUAAAUAUAUCCAAUUAUGAUGAAAGAAGAAGUGUUUAAUUAAAAUUGAAAAAAAAAAAUUAAAAGUUUGAUAAGCAUAGUUUUAGCUAAAUAAAAAUAUGGAAAAUAACGUUUUAGUGAACUAUGAACGCUCAUAAUUUUUUCCACAAAUCACGUAUGAAAACUAAAACAAAUUAAACUUGUAUAAUGUAACCAGGUUAUACAGUAGAAAAAGUAAUUAUAAUACGUGGCUGAGAAACCAACCCGAAUUAACGUUUUAACUUUUUAUAUUACCUGCAAAACCAAACAUAAAAACAAGAAAAAUAUAAUCUAUUUGAAUAUAAACUAAAAAAAGCGAUUUCCAAUGUUCUUCCAACUGCUCCACCAUAACAACAGCAACGAGAAGUAACAAAAUCUGCAUUCCACUCGUAAUGUAAGUGGCACAGGGAAGCAAAAACUGGGUUGCCUAAAUACGUAAUGCCACACAACUACAACAACCAAAUUGCUGUACGCACCACGCGCCACGCAAACAUCGAACUUGGCUUCCAACAGACGUUUGUUUCAUGCCAUACUUCAUGUCAUUCAGUUCAUACCGGCGUAGCAGUUCAGAAACACACAGAAAGUAAAAAAAAUGAAAUUAGCUGCGUGUGGUAAGCUUGGACUUAUUGCAAUAAUGAUUGAUUGUUUGAUUAUAAAAUUUACUUAUACUUACAUACUGUCUAAUACAUACAAACAUAUAUUUUAUAAAAUUUCUCCGCGUGAAGAUGUGUGUUUAUUAUAUUCUUAAAACAAUAUGAAAUGUUUUCUAAUAAUUUUAUUAUUCAUUGCCUAAAUGCGUCAUUACCAUUUUGCGAAUGAAAUAUGUCUGUUAAUUUUCAUAAAUAUUGAAACAUGCAAAUUACCAUAUAUGUACAAUAUAUUAUAAGAAAUUCAAUAUUUAAUGUCAACAUAAAGCCUAUAUACAUACAUAUAUAACACAUAUAUGUACAUAUGUAUACGUAUAUAUUAAAACCUUUGAAUAUUUCAACUAAUUUACGGUGAACAUUAUAUUGUAGCGGGUUAUUUAAGUGCAACAAGCAAAAAUGAGGAAAAUUGAUAAGGCAAAAGAAAAAUGCGCGCACCAGCAACACAUUUGUUGGCAAGUUUACAUGCUAAUUUUGGUCAAGUAGAAGACUCUCAGCUCCAGAGAAAAAAACUA
Molecule: messenger RNA, 4410 nt
Organism: Anastrepha obliqua
Lineage: Eukaryota; Metazoa; Arthropoda; Insecta; Diptera; Tephritidae
Gene: Psi
Product: far upstream element-binding protein 3
Exons: 10
Coding region: 241-2670 (809 amino acids)
Biological process (GO): regulation of DNA-templated transcription
Cellular component (GO): cytoplasm; nucleus
Molecular function (GO): mRNA binding
Source: RefSeq, a predicted model, not a curated record